UCAGUCGUCAAUCUGAACUCUUAAGUCGUCAAGUCGUCACCGUCAGCUGCAGGGUGUGAAUCAGCUUUCCUAUUUCUUUCUUAUCUGGUUAUUUGCAAAUUGCAAUAUAUAACAUUAGCGAAUAAUGUUUGAAGUGGUUAUUAAGUGAAUAGUUUCUUCAUGAACAUUCCAAACUUGUAUAAAUACUGAAUGAAAGGAAACACUCACGAUGUUUUCGCCAAAGUUUAUUUUUGUAAUAUUUACUCUUUUAAUAAGUGAAUGCGUGCCACGCUCUAUUGAAGAAGAUGAUGAGUCUUUUCUUACUCCGCCGAAGUACACAAAAUACGAUGAUCUGGUGACUUUAUUCAAUAAACUGGAGGCCUCGUACCCGGAACUCGCUAAAGUAUACUCGAUCGGAAAGUCUGUAGAAGGACGCCGACUACUUGUGAUACAAAUAAGUGAAGGUGUUAAACAAAUUCACCCAGAACGACCAGCAUUUAAAUAUGUUGCCAAUAUGCACGGUGAUGAAUCAGUUGGCCGGGAGUUGGUUAUUUAUUUGGCCCAAUAUUUACUCUUAAAUUAUGGUAAAGACGAUAGAAUUACAAAGUUGGUGAAUAACACUGAUAUUCAUUUGAUGCCAUCUCUGAAUCCCGAUGGAUUUGAAGCUAGUAAGGAGGGUGCCUGCGAAUCCCUUAAAGAUUAUGUGGGAAGAAGCAACGCGAGAGGCGUAGAUCUCAAUCGAGAUUUCCCAGAUCAGUUCGAUAAGAAGAAGUCUAAUGAUGACGAGUAUUUAUUCGGUGGUCGGCAACCAGAGACAGCCGCGUUAAUGAGAUGGGUUCUGUCGAAGCAGUUCACGCUCUCUGGGAAUUUACACGGCGGAGCUGUUGUCGCCAGUUAUCCAUACGAUGACUCCAGCACUGGCAAGGAAUGUUGCGUCGAGAGUCAGACACCAGACGAUAAGUUGUUCAAGCAUCUCGCUGGCGUCUACGCGUCUCGACACGAGCAGAUGAAACGUGGAGAUGCUUGUGAACCCGAAAAGUUUAAGGACGGCCUCACUAAUGGCGCUUUUUGGUACUCCGUGCAAGGUGGUAUGCAAGAUUUUAACUAUCUCCAUUCCAACUGCUUCGAAGUUACCUUCGAGCUAUCCUGCUGCAAGUACCCUAAAGCUGAACAAAUGCCUAAAUUCUGGAACGGUAACCGUGAACCUCUGCUGGCAUUUAUCGAGCAAACCAACAUUGGAGUACGUGGUUUCGUCGUUGAUGAAGCAGGAGAAGCUGUGAAGAAUGCUGAAAUAUUAGUUGAUGGGAUCAACCAUCCAGUUAGAACUACGGAUCAUGGUGCAUACUGGCGACUACUGCUUCCCGGCCAAUACAACAUCACAGCUUCCGCACCUGGAUAUGCGAGCCCCGAUGCAGUGACGGUAACAGUGACCGCGACCGAACCCACCACCGCCAACCUGACCGUCCACCGUCGGCCGCGCUCGCUCGCCGCCGGUACGGGUCCAAAUCGGGGCAUGUCAGGAGUGCGUAACAGGUUCGCACGUCAUCCCAUCGACGGUCUUUCCGCAGUGGACUUCUCCCAUCACAAUUACGUGAAGAUGGAAAAGUUCCUCCAGAACUUGGCAUCGUCAUACCCUGACAUCACGAAGCUGACCAGCAUCGGAAAGUCUGUACAGAACAGGGAACUAUAUGUGCUGGAAAUUACUAGAGAACCUGGAAGACAUAUACCUGGCAAGCCAGAAUUCAAGUACGUAGCCAACAUGCAUGGUAAUGAGGUCGUGGGUCGAGAGAUGCUGCUGCUGCUAGCCAAGUAUCUCUGCCAGCAAUACACGAGCGGUGACCUUCGAGUGCAGACGAUCCUCAACAACACCAGGAUUCAUCUGAUGCCGAGUAUGAACCCAGAUGGAUAUGAGCAUGCGAGAGUCAAGGACUACAGCAGUAUUCGUGGCAGGGCGAAUGCAAAUAAUAUCGAUCUAAACAGAAACUUCCCGGAUCAAUAUGGACCAACUAAGGAUAACAGAAACCCUGAACCAGAAACAUUAGCAGUAAUGAACUGGACAUUGUCCAUCCCAUUCGUUCUAUCCGCAAACUUACACGGAGGAUCUCUGGUUGCGAACUACCCGUACGACGGCAACCAGGAUAUGACUAACGGCGAAGAAAACUUAACCCCGGAUAACCCUGUCUUCGUACAUAUAGCACAAGUUUAUUCAAAUGCUCAUCACAAAAUGCAUCUCGGCCAGCCCUGCAAGGACACAAGCGAUGAAAAUUUCCCAGAAGGAAUCACGAACGGCGCUAAAUGGUACGUAUUAGCUGGUGGUAUGCAAGAUUGGAACUACUUGCACACCAACGACAUGGAGAUAACGCUGGAGCUGGGCUGCUACAAGUUCCCCCCGUCUGAAGACUUACCGACAUACUGGGACGACAACAGAGAAGCCUUGCUGGAGUUCAUUGAAGAGGUCCACAAAGGCGUGCACGGCUUCGUCCACAGCCACAUCGGCCACGGUCUCGCUAAUGCCACCAUAUACGUUUCCGGCAUCCGUCACACCGUCCGAACCGCAAAAGAUGGCGACUACUGGAGACUGCUUGUGCCUGGCAGCUAUAACAUCACUGCCAGCAAGGAAGGUUACGAGAGUGUAACGGAGCAAGUAACGGUCCCUGUGAACGGCUCGGUCAGCCUCAACUUCACCUUGAUGCCAGACGACCCUCAGCACUGGUCCUCAGCUUAUGACUUCCGUGUAUUGGACAAUAUAAUGAACAAGAAAUACCACACACCGCUCGAGAUGUACGCGGAGCUGGCGGAGUUAGAGAACAGGUUCCCAGACGUAGCGGAGUUCCGCGCCGGAGACAGCAUGAAGACAGCAACUCUACACGAGCUGAAGAUAACCGACGAUGCGGGAUCGCCAGAAGAAACCAAAUUCCACAUCGCACUCAUAAGCAACCUAUACGGCUCACAGCCUCUAGGACAAGAGAUGUUGUUAAACUUUGCGCGGCAUAUUUGCACAGCGUACCAAAUAGGCGAACCCGUCCAUAAAAAGCUAUUGAAAAACGCGGUAUUACAUUUCAUACCAAAUCUGGACCCAUUGUUCGGCAAAGUACUGAAUCUCUACGACCAUACAGAGAAAUGUGACUUUGAUGUCAUAGAAGAGGAAUUCGGUAGUAGUCUCUACGGUUACUUGACGAAGAAGAAUUUAAAUUCCCUGUCCAACUACACGAGGGAGAAGGCGUUUGUCGGGUUAUUAGAGUCGGAACGAUAUGAUUUGAUCCUCGAUUUAGGCUCCGGUAGCGAAGAUGUAACUAUUCCCAAUUUCUCCAAGGACAUCUAUGAGAAAUUCGCUCACAAUUACCAGGAUAACAGGACACCGAGUAACAAAUACCCGUGUAAGGAAACUUCGAAUGUUCAGCAUGAAAACCUUCUGGAUUUAAUAUACGAAAGGUUCAACGUACCGAUAGUGUCGGUCGGGCUGAGCUGCUGCAAGAUGCCGCUGGAGGAUGACAUAGCGUGGGCGUGGAGGAAUAACUUGAGAGGGAUAAUGAAGUUCAUUGAACAAGCUAAUACUGGAGUGGUGGGCUUCGUGCGCAACGAGCAGGGCGCGGCCAUGCGCAGCGCCGUGCUGGCCGUGGCGGGCAGCGCGCGCCAGUACCGCGUGUCGCGCAACCUCGCGCACUACCGCGCGCUGCUGCCGCCCGGCGACUACCGCGUCAUCGUGCGCUGCCACGGCUACCGCGACCAGAUGUUGACAUGGCGUGUUGUGGAAGGAGUCGUGAAACAGAAGGACGUCGUGCUCCGAAGGAUCAACGCUGAGGAAAUCCCCGGGGGGCAGUUCGAAGACAUACCCAUUCCAAAAGAUCCCGACACUGUAUACAUUACUGGUUUAUCUUUAGACCGUGACAGCGCCCCCCUCCCCAAUACAGAAUUGACUGUCUUCCCAUUGGAUUCCAAACGACCAAUAUCUUCCAACACCAGCGACCAAUAUGGGCGCUACGUGAUCACACUACCUGUCACGUAUAUGGGACAUGAAAUACUGUUGUCGGCUGUUAAUGAUGGAUUUAUUACAAAGAGCAGGCAUGUCAAGAUAAAUAGCAACGAUAACGUGACUCCGAACGUGCUGCUCAAGUUGGAGAAAGACGACAAUAUACUCGGGAUGUCCCGUUUCGUUUUCGUCAUGGUAGCAGGCGUGGUGGGCGUGGCGGUGGUGGUGGCGGGCGCGUGGUGCUUCGCGCAGCGGCAGCGGGCGCAGCUCGCCCGGCGCGACUACCACUUCGUGCAGCUGCCGUCCGACGACAAGCGACCGCUGUGCGAGGACGACGCCUACGAUAUUGUCAGGAAGCCGUACUACGAUGAAGAAGACUUACCGCCAUCUGAGACAGACUCCGAGGAAGACAUCGUGCUACUCAGAUCAGAGAGGGAAUGGAGACCAGCAAACGAUGAGUAGAGAAACGAUCUAGAAUCGCAUGUCGUAACUGUUCUGCCGACCGUCUUUCAAUGCGCUUUAUCGACCUUGGAACAAUGAACUAAAUGUUUCUUAACUUAAUUGUCAAUUAAUUGUUAUUAUAUUACAGUGUCAAGUGAGUGCACGCACACUUUAAGCUGUUGAUAUACGUAAAGCUGCGGCAAGAAAUGGAGAAUAUGGUGCGCACACACUUGAUAAUUAUUCUAUGUUCCACGUUGUUAGGAAUGCCUGCCGUAGACGAAUUCGGUCAGGGUAACAAUGUGAGAUCUUCGUCAAACCGAAUACACGUAACUUUUCUACAGUCGAACACAUUAUACAUGGUGUUUGUAGUUGCUAGUACAGUCACAAUCAAAAUUGCUUUUAAUUUGAAACAAUUCGGAUUGUGAUCGUAUGAAAAUCAGUAAUUAUGAUAUUAAUUAAUGAUAUAUUAUGAGAUCUUAAGCCUAUAUAAGAUCAUUUAAUGUGUUAUUUUAAUUAAUGUAACCGUCAUAUAAUGUAUUCACCGUAUCAACUUCUCUAUUUGCGGUUCGAUUUACAAAGCAAUAUGUUGCGCUAAAAUGUAAUUUUCAGCUAUAAUUAACUGUCUUUUAUGUGUAUUGAUAUAAAUAUAUAUUAUUAGGAGACCAUUUUUGUGGUUGAUUAUUACAUAUUAUUACUAGGUGGAGAAUUACAAUUUUCUAUAGUUAUGUCUCUCACAGAGACGGCAUGCAGUUAUGGUGCUAUUUUCUUUUAUUUAUUUUUUUCUAUUUAUUCAAAAUACUGAUAUUAGCCGCAUUAAUCAAAUAAAGGUAGGCCAUGAAUAUGUAACUCGCGGUUAGUAAUAUUGGUAAUUAUUUUAUUGAUACAAUAAUAACAAUUUCUAGAACACUGAAUUGAUUAAAAACCGUUUUUCUCUUUGCAGUACAUUUAUUGUCUCAAAUAUUUAAUUUUUUAUUUGAUGAAUCAUUUUUUUUUUAUGUAAUAAUAUUAAGUGGGCCUUAGACAUUUGCGUACAUUAAAUACGGCUUUAGCGUCAGUUUGUAAAACAUAUCCUUCCAAACUCGCAGUGGUUUAUAGAUUCAUUUUAGUUUAGUUCACUCCGUCAACAAACAGACGUUGAAGUAUAUAUAGCAUAUCUUCUAAAGUAUUUAGUUUCGCGGCUCACGAACUAUAAAAAUUUAAAUUGUUUUAAAUAAAAACAUUUUUUAUGAUACCGAUCUCUUCGUAUGUUUAUCGAACAGUAUUAAAAUUUAUAAUAUAUACAAAAUAAUCAAACAUUUCACUCCAUGAACUACUUAAAUCUUGAUCAUAUUUUUUUUUAUUUAAUACAAAACACAAUUUUGUAUUUUUACUAUUUAAAUUGUUUACAAAAGAAAUAUAUAAAUAAAAUUACCCAAUAAUUUUACUAACCGUACUAUAUAAAGAAAAACAAAUUAUGGGUAAAAAAAAUAAACUUAAUAAAUAUAAUUAUUGUUAUGGUCUAAUUAAUUUGUGUUCUUAUUAUAUUAACUGGUAAAACAACAGUAUUAAUUUUUUUUUUAUUAAAAGGUUACACUUUAAAUUUUAAAGGGUAAAAGUUUUGAAAAGUUCAACCUUGUGAUUAUUACAUUCCUGUUUGAUUCUCUUAGUUCAUACAUUCGAUUAAUAAAAUCUAUCUAUUUUUACGUAAUAUAUAACAAAAUAUAUUCAAUAUUAGGAUACGUAAUACAAAUGCACUUAAUUUCAAUUGAAUUUAUCAAUGUAAUUUUAAUUUUCCUAUUAAAAUGUCUGAAAAAUAAUUGAAUGUUACGACAUUCAACGAACUAAUGUUACUUCAUUAAUUUUGUUUCUGUACGAAAAUUCAAAUCCUCGCAAUAUACUUAUACUAGUAUAAAUAACAGCAUUUACACACAGCGUCAUACUUUUAAAUUAUAUACACUAUUUAUAUUAUAUAUUUUGUUAACUUUCUUCCUUCUAUUACUUCAACUAUUUAUUUUUAUAUAAAGUUAUCUUGCCCAGUUUUAGAUUAAAUAACAAAGUUUUAUAAAGAUGCAUUAAAGUAAAUUAGUUUUUAAUAAAUAUUUUGUUUCUGGUCUAAAUUUAAUUUAAAUUUAUUAUACGUUUGUAAAAAAUAACAUAAAAUAAUUAUCCAGUUAUAUUUCACUCGAUACCCCUGUGCCUUCUAGCAUUUUAAAUAUAUAUUUUUGAUAGUUAGAUUAAACAAGAAUUUAGUAUGAAUCUCGUUACUAAUGGAGCAAUAUAUGCUAGCAAUAAUAAAAUAAGAUUAACAUAAAUAUACAAUGUUUAAACUAUAAGUAUUAUUUAUAAUAUUACAUGUUAUAUUUAAAAUAAAGCUUCGUGUAAUAAAAUAUUAUGUCACGCUCAAAAUUAUUUUAAUAAUAACGCACUUAUAUAUUUUUUUUUUAAUUUUAUCUGCUAAUCAUUUUAAACGACGUGUAUUGCAGAUUAA
This is a messenger RNA of Nymphalis io (European peacock), 6857 nucleotides long. RefSeq names its product carboxypeptidase D-like (gene svr). Bases 209 to 4411 code for a protein of 1400 amino acids. The record is from RefSeq and is a predicted model, not a curated record. The transcript has 22 exons. Gene Ontology annotation, molecular function: zinc ion binding; metallocarboxypeptidase activity. Lineage: Eukaryota; Metazoa; Arthropoda; Insecta; Lepidoptera; Nymphalidae. Gene Ontology annotation, biological process: proteolysis.